CAGCAUGACUGCACUCAUGAAUAACCCUUAGUUAACCCUCAGCCAAAUAUGUUUUGCUCACGAGCAUAGUGACAUUUAAAGUUCGUGUAUUAUUUGUUACGAGUUUUUAUUUCGCAAUACAGCAAUUGAAUAAAACAACGAUGUCUCAAAUUGAAAAUGUUGAUGAUUUGCAAAUUGAAAUCCAAAAGCUUUUAGCAGAAAUUAACAAGAACAUGAAUAAACUCAAAAAUGAGGUAGAAUCUCUGCAUAAUAUCUUAGAAAAAGAUGCUUCUCUACCUGUAAGUGCAAAAAUGGUAAAUGAAGUAUUAAUGGUAGCUGCUAAGGAAGCUGGAAUUGACUUAGCUGAUGUUCAAGUAGAAUCAAGUGAUGAAGAGAUUUGUGAACAAAAUGUACCUGAACACAAUGCUUCUGAACAAAAUGCUUCUGAAUACAAUGCAUCUGAAGAAGAUGAAUCCAACAGAGAAAACGUUAUGCAAGAGUCACGAAGUGAAGAAGCAACAGUUUCAACAAAUGCUACUUCUGUGGCUGCUGCGGCUGAUAAACUUACAAAAAAAGUUAAACGUACAUUAAGAUGAGUUGAAAGUAUGUUAAUACUACUGUGAAUAAUUAUGUAAAUAUCGAUACA
This is a messenger RNA of Phymastichus coffea, 625 nucleotides long. RefSeq lists its product as uncharacterized. The transcript is spliced from 2 exons. Bases 141 to 575 code for a protein of 144 amino acids. Lineage: Eukaryota; Metazoa; Arthropoda; Insecta; Hymenoptera; Eulophidae. The record is from RefSeq and is a predicted model, not a curated record.